Molecule: messenger RNA, 6596 nt
Organism: Helicoverpa zea (corn earworm)
Lineage: Eukaryota; Metazoa; Arthropoda; Insecta; Lepidoptera; Noctuidae
Gene: Synj
Product: synaptojanin-1
Exons: 1
Coding region: 573-3854 (1093 amino acids)
Biological process (GO): phosphatidylinositol dephosphorylation; synaptic vesicle endocytosis
Molecular function (GO): phosphatidylinositol-4,5-bisphosphate 5-phosphatase activity
Source: RefSeq, a predicted model, not a curated record
CUGUUAGUGGGAUUAUGUAUCUGUAUAACUCCGAAAAAAACUUAUUACUCCCGUUAUAUUUUUUAUGCAAAAAAUGAUUAGUAUUUCGGAUUACAUUUGUAUUGUGAAAACUUUCGGCUGUAAACAAAGAGAACAAAAAUAACAUUGAAUUAUGUUAUCACGGCUAAAAUCUUAAGUUAACCUGGGUUUAAAAUAUAUAAAUUUAAAUUUCCCGCUAACAGUGGAAGCAUUUACCUCAAGGUGAAAAUUGAGAAAAGUCUAGACAGAUAUUGAUUUGUUUAAAAUUGUAUGUCAUGUAAAUCUUUCCAAUAGAAAACUACUUUAAAGCGUAGUUUAUGGUUACAAAUGAACCUUCGUGACCUUUGACCUUAUACUGUAAAGUUGGCAAUCUGAUCGAUGUUAUUUCCCCGUUUGACAAUUUUGACGUAUUAGAUUUGACAUUUGUGAUUCCGAUUUGCUUAGAAUUUUUCUCAUUGGAUUUUGCUUGGUUGAUUGUUGUGCAAAAUUGUAUUCGAAAUAAGGGGGCGGAUGGCUGUUAUUAUCACGUAAGUGACUGAGGGUCUCUUAUAAUCAUGGCUAUGUCAAAAGGUUUUAAAGUUCUGGAGAAAUCGGCUCCGCCGAACCCAUACAGUAUAAUACUGCAACAUAGAAAUAAAGACUGUGCACUUCUCUUCGAGUCUCAAGCUGUAGUAUCUCUGUCGUCUCAAGAAACAGAUACUCUGAGAAAACAAUACCAUAAAAUAGCGGACGCCUACGGUGUUCUUGGGGUACUGCAGUUAAAUUCUGGCGAGAGUUGUAUGUUGUACCUGGUCCUCGUCACGGGCUGCUGCUCCGUCGGCAAGAUAGGAGACGUCGAAGUUUUCAAAAUUACCCAGACGCAGUUUUUACCCUUGUUCUAUCAUACACAAGGGGAAGACAAAGUGUCUGAAGUGAGGAAAUUAAUAAACUCUGGGACCUUCUACUUUUCAUGGAAUUCAGGAAAGUCAACCAAUCUGUUUGAUCUCACUUUGUGCGCUCAAAGAAAAAGUAAAGGAGCAAGUCCAGACAACAGAUUUUUCUGGAACAGGACUUUGUUUAUACAUUUAAUAAGAUAUGGAAUUGAUUGUGAAGAGUGGUUAACCCGAGCUAUGUGUGGAUCUGUGGAAAUAAGGACUAUUUAUGUUGGACAUAGACAAGCAAGAGCAGUACUAGUGUCUCGACUCAGCUGUGAGCGUGCUGGCACUAGAUUUAAUGUUCGAGGCUGUAAUGAUGAUGGUAAUGUGGCUAAUUUUGUUGAAACAGAGCAGGCUAUAUACAUUGAUGAUUCAGUAGCCUCUUACAUACAGACAAGAGGCUCAGUCCCACUGUUUUGGGAGCAACCUGGUAUACAGGUAGGGUCACACAAAGUGAAGAUGUCUAGAGGAUAUGAUGCAUCUACCAGUGCAUGUGAUAGACAUUUCUCUCAGCUAAAACGUAACUACGGAUCAUUGAUUGUAGUUAACUUGUUGGGAUCCAGUUUGAUUGGAGGCAGUGAAGGUGAAGCCACUCUCAGUAAUGCAUUUCAAAAACAUUUAAAUGACUCUGCACAUAAUGAUGUAGUUCAAAUAAUUUUUGACUAUCAUCAAGAAGUUAGAGCCUCUUCUAUAGAAAAUGCAUUAGCAAAGUUCAGGAAAAUUAUUGAAAAACAUUAUGAUGAAAUAAGCAUUUUUAGUGCCAAAGGGUCAGAUAUAUAUAACAUCCAAAAAGGAGCCAUAAGAACAAAUUGUUUAGAUUGUUUGGACAGAACCAAUUCUAUACAAACAUUCAUAGGUUUGGAAAUGUUGGCAAUUCAGUUGAUGCUAUUGCAAUGUAUUGACAAAAAACAAAAUGUCAGCAGAUUUGAAGAAGUAUUUAAACAAAUGUGGGUCAAUAAUGGCAAUGAAAUUUCUAAAAUAUAUGCUGGCACUGGUGCCAUACAAGGGGGCUCUAAACUAAUUGAUGGUGCAAGGUCUGCUGCUCGAACAAUUCAAAAUAAUUUACUAGAUAAUUCCAAACAAGAGGCAAUUGAUAUAUUACUCUUAGGCUCUACUUUGAACUCUGAACUUGCUGAUCGCUCGCGUAUUUUGCUACCGUCUAACUUAUUGCAUACUUCCACACCAGUUCUUAGGGAAAUGUGCCGCAGAUCAAGUGAAUUCACACAACCAACUACUAUUAGAAUCACUAUUGGCACAUACAAUGUAAAUGGAGGAAAACAUUUUAGAAGUCUUGCCUAUAAAGAUGUUUCAUUAGCAGACUGGUUACUGGAUUGUCCUAACUCAGCCCUAGUCAACACAGUUAAUUUAAAAGAACACCCAUCUGAUAUAUUUGCAAUUGGCUUUGAAGAAAUUGUGGACUUAAAUGCUAGCAAUAUCAUGGCAGCCAGCACUGACAAUGCAAAAGCUUGGAGUGAAGAGUUGGAAAAGGUGUUAUGCAGAGAUGCUCCCUACACAUUGCUCUCGAGUCAUCAACUUGUUGGGGUUUGCCUUUUCAUAUUUGUCAGGAAAGACCUAAUACCUCACAUAAGAGAUGUUGCUCUUGAUUCCGUCAAAACUGGUCUAGGGGGAACCACGGGAAACAAAGGAUCAGUUGGCAUUCGAAUGGUUCUCUAUGGAACAUCUCUGUGUUUUGUAUGUGCUCAUUUUGCUGCAGGCCAAUCUCAGGUUACAGAGCGUAAUGCCGAUUAUACUGAAAUAACUAGAAAAACCGCCUUCCCAAUGGGCCGCUCUCUAUACUCUCACGAUUAUGUAUUCUGGUGUGGAGACUUUAACUACCGCGUCGAUCUCGAUAAAGAUGAAAUACGUCUAUUGGUGUCACAAAAUAAUUUACAACGAAUCUUAGACCAUGAUCAAUUGAUACAGCAGAAAGAACAAGGUUUGGUGUUCAAAAAUUGUUUUGAGGGUGAAAUAACAUUCCCCCCCACAUAUAAGUAUGAUUUAUUCAGUGAUGAUUACGAUACGAGUGAGAAAUGUAGAGCCCCUGCCUGGACCGACCGCGUGUUGUGGAGAAGCAGAAAAUAUACAAUUGAUCCAGAUAGCACGUCAGAACUAGCAGCAGGCAAAUUGUUACAUUAUGGUCGCGCAGAACUGAAACAAAGCGAUCAUCGCCCAGUCAUCGCAAUUCUAGAAAUCGAAGUACUGCAGGUUAGUUAUACAAAAUGCAUGGAAGUGUUUUACGAAGUAGUGAAGGACCUUGGACCCCCUGAUGCUAGCAUAAUUGUCCAACCUUUUGAAGAAUACCACAGUGAAGACUCAGCGUUUGACGAUAACGUUGUAGCAGCUGUGCUGCAGGAAUUAUCUACCAUUGGUGAAGUAACGUUAGUUCGGUUCAUUGACGAUUCUUCUCUCAGUAUUACUUUUCGAGAAGGACAAAAUGCCCUAGCAGCGGCACAGAAAGGGCAAAUAUCUGCUUGUUCAAUCCCUCUUCAAAUCACUUUAAAAACUCCUAAUUGGAUUGACAUUGUCCGAUCUGAAAUAGGUUUGUGUUCAAACAAUACUGUUCCUCUGUCUGGAGAAGCUCAACCGGAACGUCCGCUCAGAUCAGCUCCUCCAACGCCUCGCAGACAGCAACCUAGCAGACCUCCAGCACCUUCGCCGACUCCCCUGGUACCAUCCAGAGCGCCUGCAAUAAGCCCGGCUCGGCCGCCGCCCCCGCGCCCCGCUCCGCUCCCGCCCGACGCAGGCAAGUCGGUGGCCCAGCCGCCCGUAGCGUCCCCGCCCGCGGACAGCGUGCCGCCCCCCACGUGUGCGCCGCCGCCGCCCCCGGAGAGCAGCACGCCGCCUCCCGCCGGCCCUCCGCCUCCGGUCCCUGCCAGACAGGGUGCACCACCACCGUUGCCAGCGAGACCUCGACCAGUGUAGUAAGCUAGGUGCAUAACAUAUUGUUGGAAUAAUGUGUAGUUAUGUUACCCUUAAUUUAUUUUUUUCUACUUAUUUUCAUUACUUAUAGAUCCAGUCUCAUAGAUCAGUAAUAUUUAUGAACGAAUUACUACUAAUUUUAUUGUUAUUGUACAUGUUCAACUUUACUUUGUGAUACAAAAGCUGUUAACAAAUUAAACAUAACUGAAAAUUGCAUUACAUAGGCCCAAGGCGCCUCAUCCAUUCCAGAGCAUUGCUUCGUAAUGCUUUUUAAUUUUAGAAGAAUUUAAAUAUCUAUGUCUCGCUAACUUUUAAACAUAGCUUGGAGUUAAAUUCCGCUUUGUCUAUGCACGAUUAAAGACUGUGCGUUAUCUAAUAAGUAUUAUCUGUACAAAAUCUUCGUUGCUCUCCUUGCCCAUAAGUACCUUAUUUACAGAGUAGAACGGCAUGGCAAACAAAUAAAAAUAAUAUUAGAACUAUUAUUUACAAAAUGACUUCUUUUUUUGUAUUGAUUUUAUACUGAUGAGUUCAAGUAACUACACAAAUAUUCUACUUACAUUUAUUGCGUUGAAUAUUCCAGUGUUUGUAAGGUGUGAUGUUACUUUUUUCUCAUAGGCAUAUCUAUAAAAAUUAAAUCGAUAUUGGUGUUAUACGAGAUUAUGUCUAAAUAUAUACAUAUAUACAUACAAUAUAAAUUCACUAUGCAUGUUGUUAUACAUAAAUGUUAUGUUUAUUGAAUAGCUACGGCUAUCUAUAGAUUUACUUACUAUCAGUCAAUGAAGAUAACGAUACGAAAAAUACGACUAUUUUCAAAGAGUUGGAGUGAUUCCAAUAUCAGAAUACAAUGACCCAGUUAAGUUCUUGUCUGUUAAUGAUACAUUUAUUCAGCAACGGCAUUGCAGCUACUGUUGUUAUUAAGUAUAAUAAAUAACGCUUCAUUUAUUUGUCAUCUUGAUCUCACCUACGGUUUAAUUGCAUCGGUCUAAGACCUACGUUACAUGAGCGCCUAUCCUCGAUAAUUAUUACUAUAAAAUUACUUUGUAUAAAUAUCUGAGCGGAGUAGAAUUGAAAAAAAAACUUAACAAACAUAACUCUUCUUUGCCUGCAACUAUGCAGCGCAUGCCUUCUUCUAACGAUCGAUUUUAAAUGCCGACCCGAUGUUGUUCAUAAAAACCCGUGUGAUUUAAACUGUUCCCUAUUUUCUAUAAAUUUUGGAAUCACAGAUUUUUAUUUGAAAGGUAAAGUUGUAUAGUGUUAGUGGCUCACUUAUAUCAGGUCUUUUAAAAACGAUAAUUUUUCAACUGUGCAGUUUUACCAAAAAUUUUCUUUGUGGAAAAUUAAAUUGUUGAAAAUCUUCAUAACUUCUGGAGACAUUAGGUCCUAGGCUUACUUACUAUUACAGAAACGAUACUCCGCAUCACGUCUAGAUACCUAUACCUAUGUAUAUCUGUUCAUUUUUGCAUAGGAUUUACUUGCCUCGUUCUGAAUGGUCUGCUUAGCCAGUAUAGAUUUACUUACGUAAUUCAUUCGAGUGUUCUCUUUAUAAUGACAUUGUAUAUGUCGUCUUAUGGUUCUAACUUUAUUACCUACACGUUUGUAUAAAUUGUAGCCUUGUAGGCGUCUUGUUCGUAUUUAAAAGUGUUAUAGAUGUGGUACUCUCUUAGGUCUUAGUGACAGCUUUACUUAGUUCGAUUGAUCAAUAAUAUUCAAUCCUGAUUACACUGAAGUAGGUAUUGGCGAGUGUAAUUGGUCGUGUUAAUCGCAUAGCCAUUGAGUAUUUAGACAUUAAACAGUCGCGCAUCGAAUUGUAAUCUUAAAGUCGCGAGUCCACGAUCUUAUAUAAACUAGAUACUUAGUUUAUACGCAAGUACAUAUUAAUAUUUCAUGGAAAGUACAUUGCAACAGUUUCUGUUAAUUUCCUUUGGUAAAACCAAAUCUAGAAUACUUUACAGCUCUAUUAUUUACAUAACGAUGUGUAUAUUUAGCGCAUAGUUAAUCCAAUGUGUCAAUUUUGACGAUCAGAUUAACCUUGCAGCUAAAGCUAGUUUAUGAGAAAGUUAAGUUCAAUGCAAAUGAAACUGUUUACAUGUUGUUCUAAUUCACAUAGGUAUAUUCUGUAUAUGUUUAUUUUAUUGAGAAAAUAGUUUAUUUACACGAAAUGCUUUAGUCAUUUUUACAAGCUUUUAUAAAACUUGCAAUAUUUUUAAUUAUUAAUGUACUUACAUAAAUAGUUACUAUGAAAUUAUUAUCAUUUUCUUUGUUUCGAUAGAUUUUAUCCACGAAUUAAGGUAUAAAAGUGCUGAAUAUUUUUUAAAAAUAUUUUUGUGUAGCUAUUAGUUGAUAUUUACAGUAUCUCGUUAAGAAAUUUAAUAUCAAUAACUUGUUUUAUUUUGAGUAUUAUGUAAUAUUUGGAAAUGAAAGGAAUUUAUCUGUUUUUGUCCUUAAUCCUUAAAGGCUGUGUUGCGCAUUUGUGUCACGGGAUAGAAUGCUGAAAUCUCAAUAGGUCUGUCCUACGAUCUCAUUUAUUGGCCAGACUAUGAAAUUGUUUUUUCUUAGUGCGCUAAGAACCGAAAGCUUUGAAAUAAUUUUGCCGACGCUACCUGGACUUGUUCUUACGUUGUAACAUUUCAUGAUUUCAUGCUCUGGUAAAUAACGGAGAUCGGACGUCAAGCGAUAGGUACUAUAUUUAUUAUUUUAUGUAUCUGAUUUGAUGGUUAAAAGUUCCAAAAAUAUUUUUUAACCCUU